AUGACGGAGGGAAGAGGGGCGGAGGCUGGGCAUGUGGACCGUCUCCUGAUGGUGGCCGGGUCAACGGCAUACACCAUCCAUGCCCCACAGGAGCUUCACCUCAGGGGCUACAAGAUUAAUGACUUCUACACAAGCCUGGACAGGACCCAGGAGAGAAGGCCAAACUUGAGCCUGGAUAUGAGGCCACGGCUCCCCGACCGGAGUGAGCUGGAGAGGGACAUGAGGGAGCUGGACAGGAAGCUGGAGGAGAGCAACAGGAGGUUGGAGGAGCUGCGCCAGCUGUGCGCCCAGGAGAAAGUUCAGCUGCAGGAGGUGCAGCAAACGAUGGAGGAGUUUGUUAGGAGGGAGAAGGAGCAGACGACCCUAAUUGAUCAUCUUAAAGCUCAGCUCCGUGCCGAGGAGAGAGUUCGGCUACAAGAGGCGCAGCAAGCGAGGGAUGAUGAUGAGUGGGAGGACACUGAUUCGGAUGAUGUCUGGAUAGACGAGAUGAAGGAGGUCAUUCUAGAAGACAGGAAGAAAAAGCAGGACAAGCGGGAGAGAAUGCAGGCUGAACUGUACAAAAAGGAGGAUGGAAAGAAAGAGGUGGAGAUGGCAACCCCAAGUGAGUCAGAGAAAGAAGGAGAGGAAAAACUCCAGGAAGAGAUCGAGGAAGUGAGAAAAGAAGAGAUGGAGAGAGAGGUGGCAGUCAAGCAGGAGAGAGACAGAGAAGAGUUGAGACAGAGAGAGAGAGAGGAGUUGAGGAAGGCUGCCAAGAACAUCACCUGGAUGUCCAGUGAUGAGACAGAGUACGACAACAACGAAAGCGACACUGACUCUGAUGAUGUCUGGAUGGACGAGGAGGAGAAGGAGGUCAUUCUAGCAGCCAGGGAGAAACAGCAGGAGGAGAGAAAAAAGAAAGAGAUGGAGAUGGAAAGAUUGAAAGAGGAAGAGAGAAAGAAGAGAGAGAUGGAGAUUAAGAAAGAGGAGGAGAGGAAGCAGAGAGAGAUGGAGGUGAAGAAAGAGGAGGAGAGAAAGAAGAGAGAGAUGGAGAUGAAGAAAGAAGCGGAGAGAAAGAAGAGAGAGAUGGAGAUGAAGAAAGAAGAGGAGAGGAUGAGAGAGAUGGAGAUAGAAAGAUUGAAAGAGGAAGAGAGAAAGAAGAGAGAGGUGGAGAUAAAGAAAGAAGAGGAGAGGAUGAGAGAGAUGGAGAUAGAAAGAUUGAAAGAAGAAGAGAGGAAGCAGAGAGAGAUGGAGGUGAAGAAAGAGGAGGAGAGAAAGCAGAGAGAGAUGGAGAUGAAGAAAGAAGAGGAGAGAAAGAAGAGAGAGAUGGAGAUGGAAAGAUUGAGAGAGGAAGAGAAAAUGAAGAGAGAGGUGGAGAUUAAGAAAGAGGAGAGGAUGAGAGAGAUGGAGAUAGAAAGAUUGAAAGAAGAAGAGAGGAAGAAGAGAGAGAUGGAGAUGAAGAAGGAGGAGGAGAGAAAGAAGAGAGAGAUGGAGAUGGAAAGAUUGAAACAGGAGGAGAGAAAGAAGAGAGAGAUGGAGAUUAAGAAAGAGGAAGAGAAAAAGAAGAGAGAGAUGGAGAUAAAGAAAGAAGAGGAGAGGAUGAGAGAGAUGGAGAUAGAAAGAUUGAGAGAGGAAGAGAAAAUGAAGAGAGAGAUGGAGAUCAAGAAAGAGGAGGAGAGGAUGAGAGAGAUGGAGAUAGAAAGAUUGAAAGAGGAAGAGAGGAAGAAGAGAGAAAUGGAGAUAAAGAAAGAGGAGGAGAGGAUGAGAGAUAUGGAGAUUAAGAAAGAGGAGGAUAGGAAGCAGAGAGAGAUGGAGGUGAAGAAAGAGGAGGAGAGAAAGAAGAGAGAGAUGGAGAUGAAGAAAGAAGAGGAGAGAAAGAAGAGAGAGAUGGAGAUGCAAAGAUUGAAGGAGGAAGAGAGAAAGAAGAGAGAGGUGGAGAUGAAGAAAGAAGAGGAGAGGAUGAGAGAUGUGGAGAUAGAAAGAUUGAGAGAGGAAGAGAAAAUGAAGAGAGAGAUGGAGAUCAAGAAAGAGGAGGAGAGGAUGAGAGAUAUGGAGAUUAAGAAAGAGGAGGAGAGGAAGCAGAGAGAGAUGGAGGUGAAGAAAGAGGAGGAGAGAAAGAAGAGAGAGAUGGAGAUGAAGAAAGAGGAGGAGAGAAAGAAGAGAGAGAUGGAGAUGCAAAGAUUGAAAGAGGAAGAGAGAAAGAAGAGAGAGAUGGAGAUGAAGAAAGAAGAGGAGAGGAUGAGAGAGAUGGAGAUAGAAAGAUUGAGAGAGGAAGAGAAAAUGAAGAGAGAGAUGGAGAUCAAGAAAGAGGAGGAGAGGAUGAGAGAUAUGGAGAUUAAGAAAGAGGAGGAGAGGAAGCAGAGAGAGAUGGAGGUCAAGAAAGAGGAGGAGAGAAAGAAGAGAGAGAUGGAGAUGAAGAAAGAAGAGGAGAGAAAGAAGAGAGAGAUGGAGAUGAAGAAAGAAGAGGAGAGGAUGAGAGAGAUGGAGAUAGAAAGAUUGAGAGAGGAAGAGAAAAUGAAGAGAGAGAAGGAGAUUAAGAAAGAGGAGGAGAGGAUGAGAGAGAUGGAGAUAGAAAGAUUGAAAGAGGAAGAGAGGAAGAAGAGAGAGAUGGAGAUGAAGAAGGAGGAGGAGAGAAAGAAGAGAGAGAUGGAGAUAGAAAGAUUGAAAGAGGAAGAGAGAAAGAAGAGAGAGAUGGAGAUGAAGAAAGAAGAGGAGAGGAUGAGAGAGAUGGAGAUAGAAAGAUUGAGAGAGGAAGAGAAAAUGAAGAGAGAGAUGGAGAUUAAGAAAGAGGAGGAGAGGAUGAGAGAGAUGGAGAUAGAAAGAUUGAAAGAGGAAGAGAGGAAGAAGAGAGAGAUGGAGAUGAAGAAGGAGGAGGAGAGAAAGAAGAGAGAGAUGGAGAUAGAAAGAUUGAAAGAAGAAGAGAGGAAGAAGAGAGAGAUGGAGAUGAAGAAGGAAGAGGAGAGAAAGAAGAGAGAGAUGGAGAUAGAAAGAUUGAAAGAGGAAGAGAGAAAGAAGAGAGAGGUGGAGAUAAAGAAAGAAGAGGAGAGGAUGAGAGAGAUGGAGAUAGAAAGAUUGAGAGAGGAAGAGAAAAUGAAGAGAGAGAUGGAGAUGAAGAGGGAGGAGGAGAGAAAGAAGAGAGAGAUGGAGAGGAUGAGAGAGAUGGAGAUAGAAAGAUUGAAAGAGGAAGAGAGAAAGAAGAGCGAGGAGUGGCUGAGAGAGGGAAAAGAAAAAAGGGAAGAGGAAGAACUCCAGGAAGAGAGCCAUGGAGUAAGAAAGGAAGAGAUGGAAGUAGAGAUGGCAACCAAGCAGGAGAGAGAGAAGAUGCAGGCUCACCUGGACAAAGACGAGGACGAAGGAAAGAAAGAUGUGAUGGAGGUGGUGAAGCUGGAGGGGGCUUCUGAGAUGUGGACCUGGAUGUCCAGUGAUGAGGAGGACGACAACAGCGAAGGUGAGAUGGCCUUUGACCAUCUCUGGACUCAACUGUCAACCAGCAAAGAGAAAGAGAUGGAAGAA
This is a messenger RNA of Sardina pilchardus (European sardine), 3489 nucleotides long. RefSeq names its product trichohyalin-like. Lineage: Eukaryota; Metazoa; Chordata; Actinopteri; Clupeiformes; Clupeidae. The annotation marks the transcript as partial. The record is from RefSeq and is a predicted model, not a curated record. The transcript is spliced from 5 exons.